CGACUAUACUACACGAACAUACGCAACACCUGAACUAGAUCAUAGGCUAUGGCGUGUCACGUUGGUGUCCUACCAGCAGAUCUACUGCAUGUUCUGUCUCGUCGCCUGGAGGAUACCACGGCACCGGAUACUCAGUAUGAUGGAGUUGAGGACAACGGGCUUUGUUUCUUGAGAUUACCUCAUCCGCGGACAGGCAUACCUUCGUUGUUCUUGCCGUACGAAGUACCCGGAGAACAGGAGAGCACAAUUCUAGAGGUGCAAGCUGUCGAACCACCCAAUCCCAGAUCGUGGUUCUUGCGAGAAGAGGUCGUAGAAGACGGAAAGCUUCUCAUGAUGACCCCGAUUGAUCCUGCCUUUAUACUCAUACCCUUGCUACGAGUGACCCUUCCGACAGAUGGUCCGGGCAACUUCCUUCCUCCAGAGGAUCUUAUAGAGGACGCUGCAAACAAGUUACCGUCCGCACAUUCGGAGAAUUCGUUGUCAGCGAACGAUGUUGUACGGCUCUCGUCUCUGCGCUGCAUCCAUGCUGCUAUGCGGCAUGUCUGCGAUUUUAAAGAAAUCUCACCAGACAUCACGGUGUAUCGAUACUCGGCCGAGCGCGUCCAGACAUACUUGCGAAGUAAGGUCGAGCGAUUAUCACACAAGGAUGUCUCCGAGAUGUCGCGUACGUUGACUCGAAGUCUGGUAAAGGAUGGUUUCAUGGAGGACGGCAAGGACGAGUUGUUGAAAGCGGCUCGUCUCCGCACUGCUUGCGACCUCGUAUCCCAGUACCUCGCUCGGGAUGUCUAUGAGCAGCUCCUUUCAUCUUUUGACUUCGCCGCGUUGGAUACGCACAUGAAGGUACUGAAGGAUGAAGCUAUGGCGCUUGCUGCGGUGAACAUGAACGCCGUUGAAGCAAAGGAGAGCAAGAGCGAGGCCAAAGACUCAAAGGAUGCGGGCAGCGACAAAAAGCGCAAAUCUAGGGAAUCAACAGGAGUCGAGAAGCUGAAGAAAGCGAACACAAAGGGCAUGGCUAAGCUUUCGACCUUCUUCCAGAAGAAGUGAGUUGUCGUCGCAGUGGGGCUUUGUUCCGGUAUACUGCGUACUCUGUACUCAUACUUGAGGCCCAGUGAGAACCUUCCCUGUUGCUCACGAUUCUCAUCUUUUUCGGCCCGUUUCAGUCCGCCCAAAAGGCAGAAGUAGUCAGAUAUCCACAUGUAUGUAGGUGAAUGCAUA
Messenger RNA from Dichomitus squalens LYAD-421 SS1, 1215 nucleotides. RefSeq lists its product as uncharacterized. The transcript is spliced from 8 exons. Bases 49 to 1044 code for a protein of 331 amino acids. Gene Ontology annotation, biological process: RNA catabolic process; ribonucleotide metabolic process. Gene Ontology annotation, cellular component: ribonuclease H2 complex; nucleoplasm. The record is from RefSeq and is a predicted model, not a curated record. Lineage: Eukaryota; Fungi; Basidiomycota; Agaricomycetes; Polyporales; Polyporaceae.